Molecule: messenger RNA, 1342 nt
Organism: Amphibalanus amphitrite
Lineage: Eukaryota; Metazoa; Arthropoda; Thecostraca; Balanomorpha; Balanidae
Product: rhodanese domain-containing protein CG4456-like
Exons: 7
Coding region: 200-667 (155 amino acids)
Cellular component (GO): mitochondrion
Molecular function (GO): thiosulfate-cyanide sulfurtransferase activity
Source: RefSeq, a predicted model, not a curated record
GCAUCGAGAAGGCCCUGUAUAACGAUUUUCAGCCAAAUCGAAAGACCCCGCCGUUUCCCGUUAAAAUGUUAAAUGGCCGUUAACUCGUUAACGGUGCAAAAUACCACCCAAAAGAGAAUCUGAGAUCAAGAUAGGCAUAUUGAAGUGCUGUCACCUGGCACUAUAUUUUUCAUAGACCUGAGGCUCUCCAGCUUUGAAUAUGUUUGGUCUGCGUGCACUGGAACAUAUGAGACAGGCCUCUGGUUCCAGGACACUCUUGGCCACUUUGUAUCGCACUCCACUGCCUGUUGUCUCAAAGCUUAGCUCAUACACCUCAGAAUGGGCUGCCGAUUUCGCUGCCGUUAAGGAGGCCGUGGACACUGGCAGUGCCACGAUCGUGGACGUCCGAAACCCCGGCGAACUCCAGGAGGAGGGCAAGAUCCCAAAGGCCAUCAAUUUGCCACUGCCCGAGCUGAAGCAGGCGAUGGAGCUCUCUGCCGAGGAGUUUCAGCAAAAGUACGGCUGCGCCCGGCCCGGUCAGACGGAGCCUCUGAUCCUGCACUGCAAAGGCGGCAUCCGAGCGGCCAAGGCGGCCGGCCAGCUCACCGAGAGCGGAUACAGCAACCUCAAGGUGUACCAGGGCUCGUUCGCCGACUGGGUCAGCAAUGGCGGCCCCGUGGAGAAGUGAGCCGCCAGCGGCCGCGGCACUGUUCGGACCGGCACGCUCUGUCACGGCGCUCGCCCCUCGUCGAUAUGACGCCCACUACCUAGUGUCCACAAUUCAGUACCUUCAUCCGUCCGUCGUUUAAGCCUCUGGAAGCGAUCAAAGCCAUCGGUGAUCAGCCCAUCCAUCUGGUGACAAAUUUAUCCGAAGGAGAGCGCUCUGACAGCACCGGCCGGCCGGACAGGCCGAGCUACACCCGACAGAAGAUGUGUAUUUUCCUAGAUGUUCGCUUUUGUGAGUCAAGACGUUGGUAUACGCACUGUGAGAUCCAGUUGUAGUCGUCGCUAGCAAUGAUCGUCGGAGAAUAUGCACUUGGUGCUUGUAUCAUUGACUCAUGGAUUUGGUGAUUUGAACUGCCUGGUGCCCAGUCACUGGUGUUGUCUCGCUAUUUUUCUGGUGAUGGUUGUUCUUGUUGGUCGUAUUGCCUAAUGUUGUCAAUCAGCUCUGCUGUUCCGCUUUCGCUCGGUGUUUUGAUAUCACAUAUCAGCUAUGUGGUGAUUUUAAAAGAGUCGUCACUGCUUCACCAUUUUCAGUCAUCGCGAACAAUGAUAUUCGUCGUCAACGAAAGCCAGUGAUAAAUGGUGAUCUUGCCACUUCGAUGGUCUCUUCACGCAAAAUCAAAAUAUACUGAAAGACACG